UUGGCUACACCAUGAAUGACCUCAUCUUCCAGUGGCAAGAGCAAGGUGCAGUACAAGUGGCAGAUGACCUAACCCUGCCCCAGUUUAUCCUGAAAGAAGAGAAAGAUUUGCGAUACUGCACCAAGCAUUAUAACACAGGCAAAUUCACCUGCAUAGAAGCUCGCUUCCACCUGGAACGACAGAUGGGCUACUAUCUUAUCCAGAUGUAUAUCCCCAGUCUGCUCAUUGUCAUCCUCUCCUGGAUCUCUUUCUGGAUCAACAUGGAUGCUGCACCUGCACGGGUGGGCUUGGGCAUCACCACAGUGCUCACCAUGACUACCCAGAGCUCUGGUUCUCGAGCAUCCUUGCCUAAGGUCUCCUAUGUGAAAGCCAUUGACAUCUGGAUGGCAGUGUGUCUGCUCUUUGUGUUCUCUGCGCUGUUGGAAUAUGCUGCUGUCAACUUCGUGUCCCGGCAGCACAAAGAGUUACUCAGGUUCAGGAGGAAAAGGAGACACCACAAG
Gracilinanus agilis (Agile Gracile Mouse Opossum) is the source of this 500-nucleotide messenger RNA. RefSeq names its product glycine receptor subunit alpha-1. Gene Ontology annotation, molecular function: transmembrane signaling receptor activity; extracellular ligand-gated monoatomic ion channel activity; chloride channel activity. NCBI's taxonomy places the organism in Eukaryota, Metazoa, Chordata, Mammalia, Didelphimorphia, Didelphidae. Gene Ontology annotation, biological process: chloride transmembrane transport; nervous system process; regulation of membrane potential. Gene Ontology annotation, cellular component: postsynaptic membrane; neuron projection; synapse. The record is from RefSeq and is a predicted model, not a curated record. The annotation marks the transcript as partial. The transcript is spliced from 3 exons.